GCAACACUGUUAUGGUCGCUGUUUUUGUUUACCUGUUCGUUUGCUGAGCUCGACAACUUAUUACCAUUUUGUCCGUCAACAUAAAAGCUAUAAUUAAAUAAUGAGCGCCGAAAUAUCUGGGUUUCGGCGUUUUCUACACUGGGGUCCAAUAACCGCGCUGAGCAUCAUUAAAUGCAUAACGCUGACGACGCUUUACAUGAACUCGAUGUGGUGGCCACCGAACGAAUCGUUUGCUGCCUUCGCACAUCAGGCCCUGUUCCUGCUGCUCUCCACGUUGGCCACUUUCAAUUACAUCAUGGCCACGGUGACAGGUCCGGGCCUGCUGCCAAAACAGUGGCAGCCAAAGGACCCCAAGGACACGGAGUGGCUGCAGUACUGCAAGCAGUGUGAUGGCUAUAAGGCGCCGCGUUCGCAUCACUGUCGCAAAUGCAAUCGGUGUGUUAAAAAAAUGGACCAUCACUGCCCAUGGAUCAACCAUUGUGUUGGCUGGGCCAACCACGCCUAUUUCUGCUAUUUCCUGCUCUUCUCUAUACUGGGCAGUCUGCAUGGUUCGGUGGUUCUUAGUUGUUCCUUUUAUCGCGGCAUUCACCGCUAUUACUACCUGACCCACGGAAUGGCCCAUUUGGCCAGCGUACAGUUUACAAUCGGCAGCAUUGUCAUGUGCAUACUGGGCAUGGGCCUGGCCAUUGGCGUUGUGAUUGGACUGGGCAUGCUGCUCUUUAUACAGUUGAAGACAAUCGUCAUGAAUCAGACGGGCAUUGAGCUUUGGAUUGUCGAAAAGGCGAUCUAUCGCCGAUACAAAGCCGACACUUAUGAGCCAUUUGUCUACCCCUACGAUCUAGGGUGGCGGCUUAAUCUGCGCCAGGUGUUUAACGACGAGUGUCAAAAACGCGGUGAUGGCUUCGAAUGGCCGGUGGUCAAGGGCUGUGAUCAAUACACGUUGACCCGCGAGCAGCUGGCCCAAAAGGAGGAGAAACGUGCCCGAACCCGCGUCUACAAGUGUAUAAGCCCUGUGUCAGGUCGAUGGAUGCCGAUCUUCUCACAGGGUUGGCGCAUCUGCAUAAAUGCACCCUGCACAGACGAACCACGCAUUCGCCUACAGCCCGAUGACAUUAUCAAGGUGACGCGUUUUCGCCGGCACUGGCUGUUUGGUGAGCGUGUGCCCAGCGAGCUGGUGCACACAGCUGUGGCGCAGAAGAAGCGUCAGCGCAAAGGUCACAUACGUGGCUGGUUUCCACGUCGCAGUGUCGUUGCCAUUACCGAAAUGCCGGAUUCCGAUAGCAGCGACGAUGUUAAAACCGUUAAAACCUCGACUAGCAAUGGACACAGUCAUGGAAAGCAACUGCAACGCAAUGGACUUAGCAAAAAGUAUAUGUAGUCGCAAAUGGGAGCAUACCGAGGCAAUUUCAAUUACAAUAUGCAAUGCGUUCAACUGCAAAUCGGCAUGUAAAUAGUGAUAGAAACUCUUUAAUGGCUCGAUUUCAUCAUGUUUUAUGAACACGCAGGUCAUCUUGUUUAGAUUGUUAAGUGAAAGCCAAUACAUAAAUGAUGAUGUCUCGAAUGAUUGAGGAGAAUACUAUUAACAAUGCAAAUUAAAAACAGACAAUGAUUUUUUAAUUUUUUGGACUGCAAUGUGGUGACAGGUGACACGUUGCAAAUUAA
Molecule: messenger RNA, 1662 nt
Organism: Drosophila montana
Lineage: Eukaryota; Metazoa; Arthropoda; Insecta; Diptera; Drosophilidae
Product: palmitoyltransferase ZDHHC6
Exons: 5
Coding region: 101-1378 (425 amino acids)
Biological process (GO): protein palmitoylation
Cellular component (GO): Golgi apparatus
Molecular function (GO): palmitoyltransferase activity
Source: RefSeq, a predicted model, not a curated record